CAAGAGCUGCUUCUGCCUGAUCCAAUGGCCUACACAAUCAGCCCCACCCCUUCUGUGCCGGGGGGAACCCAGGAUUGUGUUUGCAGAGUUGAACUGUCCGUGUGUGGUCAAAAUCUUUUGGAUAGAGAUGUGACCUCUAAAUCAGAUCCUUUUUGUGUCUUAUUUAUGGAAAUCAAUGGCAAAUGGACAGAGAUUGACAGGACAGAAACGGCGGUGAACAACCUCAACCCAGCUUUCUCCAAAAAGUUCAUCGUAGAUUAUCGCUUUGAGGAGGUCCAGAAGUUGAAAUUUGCCUUGUUUGACCAAGACAAAUCAAGCAUGCAACUGUAUGAACAUGACUUUCUGGGGGAAUUUUCUUGCACUCUGGGAACGAUUGUCUCAAGCAAGAAGGUAACCAGAGCACUCCUUCUGGGGAACGGAAAACCAGCCGGAAAGGGAAUGAUAACGAUAGCAGCCCAAGAGUUAUUGGACAAUCGGGUGAUCACACUCAGCAUGGCCGGCAGGAAGUUGGAUAAAAAGGAUUUGUUUGGAAAAUCAGACCCAUUUUUAGAGUUUUAUAAACAGGGGGAUGAUGGGAAAUGGAUGCUGGUCCACAGAACAGAGGUAAUUAAAUACACGCUGGAUCCUGUGUGGAAACCAUUCACUGUGCCUUUAAUAUCUCUGUGUGAUGGGGAUAUAGAAAAGCAAAUCAAGAUUGUCUGUUAUGAUUAUGACAGUGAUGGAGGGCAUGACUUCAUUGGGGAGUUCCAAACCUCUGUCGUCAUGAUGUGCAAAGAUGCCUCUGUGGUAGAGUUUGAAUGCAUCAAUCCCAAAAAACAGAAGAAGAAAAGAAGCUACAAGAAUUCAGGCAUCAUCAUUGUAAAAUCCUGCAAAAUCACCCGAGAUUACUCCUUUUUGGAUUACAUCCUUGGAGGCUGCCAGUUAAUGUUUACG
This is a messenger RNA of Python bivittatus (Burmese python), 933 nucleotides long. Lineage: Eukaryota; Metazoa; Chordata; Lepidosauria; Squamata; Pythonidae. The record is from RefSeq and is a predicted model, not a curated record.